Molecule: messenger RNA, 3975 nt
Organism: Ruditapes philippinarum (Manila clam)
Lineage: Eukaryota; Metazoa; Mollusca; Bivalvia; Venerida; Veneridae
Product: multiple epidermal growth factor-like domains protein 10
Exons: 6
Coding region: 1915-3204 (429 amino acids)
Source: RefSeq, a predicted model, not a curated record
CGUCAGCCGAACCUGAAACGCAACAACAAACAUGUGUGCGUUGUGACGAUAAAGUUAAUAAUUUGGAUUCGGAUCUUGUGCUGCCAUAGUAAUAUUUGCUGUUACAAAUUUGGAUAUAUUAUUUCGAUUCUAACACGACAUAAACAAAAAAAUGCUGCCGUACCUGCUAUUAAGCAAAAUUGCCCCUGAUUUGUUUCCGUACUUAUUGUCAGCGCGUCGGAUUCUACAGUGGUUACGUCACAUGUAUAAUGAUUACUAUGACAGCACAAGAUCCGAAUCCAAAUUAUUAACUUUAUCGAUAUGAUGUUGGACUUUUAGGGUUGAUGAACUUUGCUCCGAGUAAAUUUAUUUCAAAAAGUGUUUAAUAGUAAAUUAAAGGAUUUUAUAGGGGAGUAUCCUAAAUGGAUUAAAUCCCGUUUAUAAACAAUGAUUGAUCAGUAAGUGAAAAUGAACAAUUCUGAUUUUUGAAUUUAACAUGCGUUUAAUUAAUAAUUAACUUCAUUUUAGUCACAAAAGAUUAGUGUAACUGGCAAUUUAGAUUACCCGUGUAUACACAUUUACAACAUGCUUAAACUAUACACGGAUAUAUAAAUGUAUGAGGAAAAUGUUUUUAUUUUUGGUUAGAAUAAGUGCUUAACAUGUUUGAAAUGUUUAACAAUUCCUGCGCGCCAAGUGGCAGCGAGUCUGCCAUUAAUAUAAAAUAUUUCUAAAAGUGUAUUAUCAUCAUUUGGAGUAAACACAUUCGGUCCGGAUAAACAACAAGCAGAAAGUAGUAAAAAUUUACAGUGAGUUAAAUGUUUUGCCACUGAAUUAUCAAACGAACUGAUAUUUAAUGAAAGACAACCCUUUUAAAUUGUGAACAAUUUUGUGGAUACGUACAUGUGCCUGCAUGAAUUACGGUAUUUUAAGUACUAAUCAAGGGCGACCUGCAAAAAUUACUUUCUUGUUACAAAUGAUUUCAAAUAUUCAUGUUGUAAAAUGGUGAAGAAGGAAAAUAUACCAUAGUGUCUAUUAAAAGAUUUUAAAUGUAAGCACUGACUAAAGUGUAAUUGCGAUUAAGAUCCAAUUUAUAAUCUUUAUGGAAACCAGCCAUCUUUAUUAAUUGCAUCGCUAUGUGAAAUAUGUUAAUUAUUACAAUAUGCAACAAAGUAUAUAAAGUUUCACCGAAAUGAGAAGAGUUUUUUUGUUUCAUUUAAAUGCAUGGACAUUUACGGUAUGACAAAUUAUAACAUAAUACAUUUCUUGCAUCGUGUUAAUCUACUUUUACAACAGAAGAUUAAUUUCAAAUAGGUACGGGUUAUUAUGCAAGAGGAUUUGUCCUAAACAUGCAAAUACAUCUUAUUUAUGGGGUUUUAAGUUACGCCGAAACCGUAAAGAUAAUAUUUGCGACUGUCUAGGUUUACUGGUGCAGGAAGACAUUACGAGCAGGAACACGAGUGCAACAAGCACGUAUCUUCAUGAAAAGUCCCUGGCGGUAUUCGAACCCUUAUCAGUUAUGGACUCUAUUAUUGUGAUAUUUUAUUGUGUAAUUUGUGGAUUUGAAAACGUUUCUUUUCAUUAACCGCCUCCGUGGUCGAGGGGUUAGAAUCGAUGACAUCUAAUCCAGUUACCUCUCUGGUGUGGGUUCGAUCCCCGGGAGAUGCUUUGGCAGUUUAGCGCGGAGGAAGGUAGUCUAGUACUAUAUAACUGAAAUACUGUUGGGAAAAGGCGUAAAAUGAAACAAACAAACAAAAACAAAACUUAAAUUUGUCAAGUUUUAAUUGCUUAAAUUGUGAUGCAUGGUGUCACAUCAACAAUGGCAUAUUUGACAAUUAUGAUAUCUCCCUUACUACAUAACUUUUAUAAAUUUGAGAAAAGUUUCAAUCUCGGAGCCUUAAAGUAAGAAAAUUGUUUUACACAUAUGAAUACUCGAUAAUGUUGUUGAAGGAAACGUCAGGAUUUCUACUAGUACUUUUCGCUGAUAUGGUAUUUUCUAAAUGUUCUGUUGGCUGCCAAUCAUGUUCUAGGUCAACUUGCACAAGUUGCGAACCAGCUUACUUUUUAUCAAAUGGCUUUUGUUCACCAUGCCCCGAAAAUUGUCAAAGCUGUAACAGUUGGGAUGACUGUACGUUAUGUAAGCCGAAAACGUAUGGUUUGCACGAAAGAUGUUCUUUCAACUGUCAUGGUAAUUGUCUAAAUACUGAAUGUCAAGAUGAUACGGGAUAUUGUAUACAAUGUAAGCCUGGUUUCUAUGGACAUCAAUGUCAACACAAUUGUAGUUUAUGUGAAAAUGAACGUUGUGAUUUACGUAUCUGCUCGAGUGGUUGUACAACUGGAUAUUAUGAGUAUAAAACCGGUAUCGAUACAAUGUGUCAAAAUUGUCCGACAAAUUGUAAACAUUGUAAGGAUGGUAAAACAUGUUAUAUUUGCAAUUAUGGUUUUUACCUCUAUAAGUUUUAUGGCAAUGUUUACUGUGUGCAAUGUCCGGACUGUGUUAUUCAAGGUUGUAACCAGUGUCAAAUACACAAUGGUUCGUUAGUCUGUGCUGAUUGUCCAGAGGGACAGAUAUUCAAUGGUGAGACAUGCGGAUCACACACAUUAUUGUGUAAAGGUAAUUUUUACUCAACCAAUUGCAGUUUAGCCUGCAACCCGGCAUGCAUGGUAACAAGUGGUAAACAUACAUGUGAACAUGCAGACGGAUAUUGUUUAAACGGAUGUAAACAAGCAUUUUGGGGCAAUACCUGUGAUAAAUCUUGUCCUAGUGGAUGUAAAGACCUUAAAUGUGAUAGAAACAUCGGUACAUGUACAGAUGGAUGUAAGAAUGGGCUGACCGGAGAUAAAUGUACUGAAGCCAUUUCAAUCGAUGGACAAGAAACACCAGAAACAACAACAAAGUCAGCCGGAAUUGUAACACAACAACAAACAUUUGUGCGAUGUGACGAUAAAGCUAAUGAUUUUACCAUUGGUUAUUUCUCUGGAUUCGGAUCUUGUGCUGCCAUAGUAGUAUUUGCUCUAUUGUUUUACCUUAUAAGACGAAGGUAUCUUGCAAGUAAAACGCCUAAAGAUAACAGACGUAACGUUGAGAUUCCAACAUACUAUAACACUAGAACUGAUUUCGGCGCUGUAAAUACUGAGUCAGCUGAAGUGACUAAUAAUUACGAGAGUUUGAGUAAUAACAGGACCACGGAUAAUGUAUACAAUGAUCUCAGAACAACAUUGUCAUAGAUGUAAGAGAAAUUGGAGAGUUGUAGUGGUUAACUAGUGAAAACAACAGAAUGAAUUGUUACUGUAUUUGUUGUUCCUGUGGUGAUUGAUGCAUAUUAUAACUAUCCUUACCUAAUCACUUUGAAAACGUCUUAUAUUCAUAAUAAGCUUGUUGUAAGGGAUGAAACUCUAUUUAGUUCUAGCAAUAUUUUAACAUGUAAAAUACGACUAAAGUGUUUUUGAAAAUUAAUUUACCUUCAAGUUGUUAUUGUUUAUAAACGUAUUUUCUCGAAUAUUGCAAUUCUGUAUUUGCAAAUGGCUUGGGAUUAAAUUUUCAAAAUACCUACCUUCCCAUGUGAUAACUCUAAUCGAUAUGUUUAGUUCAGAACACAAAUAUAAUUGAAAUGUAAACUUUACUACAGUAUGGUAAAAGUAAGAAACCAGCAAAAUGUUCAAUUCUUUCAUCUUUAUUUAAUCAUACUUCCUAAAUUCUUUCAAUUAAAGAAUGUGUAAUUUAGUUAACGUUACUAGUUGAGUUCGCUGAACAAUAUACGUUUGUAUUAUUUCAGUAUUGUGUGACACAGAUAUAGCAUGUAUAAUGGUUACAGUAUCCUUAAAUUUGUUUGACGUCUGUGUUUUCAUAUUAAUGUUACGGGCAAUGCCAUUUUACUAAACUAAGAAAAGAUUAAUUUAUUAUUGAAGCAUAGAAAGCGUGGCAUAAACUAUAUAAAAACAUAAGCAAUUUAUAUAUCAUUGUGCUAGUUUAAUUUCAAUAUAAAAUGUAUACUUAUA